Messenger RNA from Chrysoperla carnea, 1654 nucleotides. RefSeq names its product protein roadkill (gene rdx). Bases 285 to 1535 code for a protein of 416 amino acids. Gene Ontology annotation, biological process: regulation of proteolysis; proteasome-mediated ubiquitin-dependent protein catabolic process. Gene Ontology annotation, molecular function: ubiquitin protein ligase binding. The record is from RefSeq and is a predicted model, not a curated record. Gene Ontology annotation, cellular component: nucleus; cytoplasm. NCBI's taxonomy places the organism in Eukaryota, Metazoa, Arthropoda, Insecta, Neuroptera, Chrysopidae. The transcript has 9 exons.
AGAAACCACCCACAUCAUUAUUAUAUAAAAGUUUAAUGUGUGUUUUGUGUCAAUCGAAGUGUUCGAAAAGUAAAAAACAACAAAGUGUGUAAUUUUGUACUUACGAAAAGUGUUUUUUGAAAAGUGUGAUGAUUUAAAAAGAGUGUGCUUUUUUUGUAAUCAUCCUGUAAAAGCUUAGUGAAAAAUUAUUAUAUUUUUUUUAUACAUUUUUUUGGGGGUAAUAUAAUUGUGUUGCAACCGUGGAUACGCUAGCAGGGCCUAUUUGUGGAUUAUCUCAUGUUAGAAUGGCAUUGGCAAGAAUGAAAACUUCGUCAAAUCGAAGUCAAAGACUGCCAGUGGUGAGUGAUUGCUCACCGGGGCAAACUGCGCGGGUUAGUUCGAACCUGCACCCGACCAGUGGAAGCAGUAUGGCCGUUAGUCGCGUGCCAAGUCCGCCACCUCAGGAGGUUAACACACCCGUUGCUGAAAACUGGUGCUAUACACAGGUCAAAGUAGUUAAAUUCAGUUACAUGUGGACCAUAAACAAUUUUAGUUUUUGCCGAGAAGAAAUGGGUGAAGUAUUAAAAUCUUCCACGUUUUCUGCAGGUGCCAAUGAUAAAUUAAAAUGGUGUCUCAGAGUCAAUCCCAAAGGUUUAGACGAAGAAAGCAAAGAUUAUCUAUCAUUAUAUUUAUUACUUGUAUCAUGCAAUAAAAGUGAAGUACGAGCGAAAUUUAAAUUUUCAAUAUUAAAUGCCAAACGUGAAGAAACAAAAGCAAUGGAAUCACAAAGAGCGUAUCGAUUUGUACAGGGGAAAGAUUGGGGUUUUAAGAAAUUUAUUCGAAGGGAUUUCUUACUUGAUGAACAAAAUGGUUUACUUCCUGAUGAUAAACUUACAAUAUUUUGUGAGGUCAGUGUGGUAGCCGACAGUGUAAACAUCUCAGGACAGUCAAAUACAAUACAAUUCAAAGUGCCAGAAUGUCGGUUACCGGAAGAUCUUGGUAUGUUAUUCGAAAAUCAAAAGUUUAGUGACGUCACGUUAUCAGUUGCUGGUAGGGAGUUUCAAGCGCAUAAAGCCAUACUAGCAGCUCGUAGUCCUGUGUUCGCCGCAAUGUUCGAACAUGAAAUGGAAGAACGGAAACAUAAUCGUGUAGAUAUAACUGAUGUGGAUCAUGAAGUUUUACGAGAAAUGUUACGAUUUAUAUACACAGGAAAAGCAGCAAAUUUAGAAAAAAUGGCUGAUGAUCUCUUAGCAGCAGCUGAUAAGUAUGCCCUAGAAAGAUUAAAAGUAAUGUGCGAAGAAGCACUAUGUACAAAUUUAUCGAUAGAGAAUGCAGCGGAAAUAUUAAUACUAGCGGAUCUUCAUAGUGCUGAUCAGUUAAAAGCUCAAGCUAUUGAUUUUAUUAACACCAGCCAUGCGACAGAUGUAAUGGAUACAGUUGGAUGGAAACAAAUGAUACAGACUCAUCCGCAUUUAAUAGCCGAAGCAUUUCGUGCACUUGCAACACAACAAAUCCCUCCGAUUGGACCACCACGAAAACGUGUAAAACAAAGCUGAAAACAGCCACCGCCCUCCGCGUCGCAUCUGCCGUGUACUCCUACCCCUGCAGUUAGCGGGGGCCUCACAAAUAUGUGAUAAUAAUUACUAUUAUAAAUAAAAUAAUAAUAAUAAUGAAU